CGUUUUUGGAUAGUUCUUACAGGGACACGGCUUGAGUGGCAGCCGAAUCCUCACCGCCAAUGGGAGCUUUCGCUCCAGUGUGGGGAAGACGUCAGUCAAAAGCUGCUCCGAGCCUUACAUAUGUCAUGGACGUCCGCCGGGUGUGCCAAAGAUAGGUCACUGGCACUGCGCCAAGGUUUACAUCAUCAUCAACAUUGCAUUUGAUUCGUGCGUUGUUCACGCGUUGACCUAGCAUAGCAAGAAACACAGGAUCGCGUUGUUAAAGCGGUCUCACCGGCCACCGGUUUACGCAUCUGUUCGACUCGACCCUGAUGCACCUAAUUUCUGCCAUUCGCAUCAAUUGUACUCAUAGCCGCAAAUGGAGCUGUUCUCGGAUCCACGUUGUGUCCGAAAAUGAUGCAACCACCAACACCACACUGGUUUAACAUGGGUAUAAAGCUGUUGUUCAAGUUCAUCACGAGCCCAUCUGUUCAGCGCCCACAUAUUUGCAUAUCAUGGAAACACUCUCCAUCCAGUUGUUGCCAGCGUAUACACCAUCUACCCCUGCACCUGACUAUUCUCCUAAACUACUUCCUGGUGAAAAGUGCAUACAAAAGUCACCUCGUUUGACCCAACCGCGUGGAGACAAUGCGUCAUUUACUUACCGGGAAAGAGGGAUGACCCUCACACUGAAGGACUGUCGUGAAGAGGAACGCCAUCCAUCAUAUGGUCUGGGGAGUACUAUCCGAGGAGAAGUUGCACUUGACCAUCGCCAGAGAGUUGUAGCUGUUGCAGCAAAGCUUGAAGGCCGUAUUUACCUUCCAGGUCAAUCAUCCAAAGCAGUCACCAUUGUUUCAAAAGAGCGGACACUAUGGGAGAGUUCCGCCCUUAAUGGACAAACUUGCCCUAGCAUCAUGCCAUUAUCAAUGACUUUUCCAACUUCCUACCGAGAACGUGGCCAGGAUCGUCCUAUCCGUUUGCCGCCAUCUUUUGAAUUAUCAAAACCGCAACGUGUGGCUAUAGUUUACACACUGCAAAUCAUUGUAACAAAGUCGAGAAACGUCCCAAUGAUUGGCAAAAAGCUUUCGAGGGAGUCACACAUGAAGAUUCACGUCAGGUAUCGCCCCCGAGUACGGCCAUCACGGCCAGUCCCGGAUUGCUUCAGCGAGCUGAAACAAUGUCCUGAGGAUUGGAUGGAGGACGUUUGGAUCACGAAGCCAACUGUUGAUACAGGAAACGAAGCAUUCUUGGCACGCUGUCAUUUCUUCUUCCCUUCCGUCCGUGUAUUCACUGCCUCGGAAAAGAUACCUUUCCAUCUGCGACUGGAGACUUCGCCACUCUUCUUGCACAGUCUUGCGAAGCUCCUUCCUCAACAAGAUCCCUCGGCAAUAGAGGAAGUCUUGCACGUUUACAUACUGCGGCAAACUACCGUCAACGUUCAAGGCACGUCAUUCAGUCAUGAAGAUGUUCUUGGCCGCGGACGGAUGAUGCUGCAAUCAUCAUCCACCUCCAAAGCCGUAAUAUCAGAAUCAGAAGAGCCUGUGACAUGGAGUUGGAAUGGCAACCUUCGGUGUGAAGUCCCCGUCUUGAACACUGGUUUCACCACAGGCCAGAUUACCACCACAGACUACAUUGUGCUGUCUUUGCUACUCCCCCCUGGGCCACUGAGACCCGACCUUUCAUUUCAACGCGUUCUUCCUAUACGACUUGCUACAGAACCAUGGAUCGAUCGCUCAUGAACGCUUUUUCUUUCGCAUCGCACUGUAUUCCGACUACUGCACUGUAUAUUUAUCCACAACCAUCAAACAACCAUAUCAUGUUAUAUCCUUAUUGAUCUUUAUAUCUACUACUUCGUGUUAUAUUGCUAACUUAUAUUGUUUUUCUAAGGUUGCAACUUGGCACCUACCAGAUAUCCAUACUCUUGCUGUACAUAUGCGGCCUUUAUAUCUUAUCAUAACAAAGUAACUCUGCUGAGUGUAUGCCAAUCAAUUAAUUACC
This is a messenger RNA of Suillus clintonianus, 1977 nucleotides long. RefSeq lists its product as uncharacterized. Lineage: Eukaryota; Fungi; Basidiomycota; Agaricomycetes; Boletales; Suillaceae. Bases 495 to 1718 code for a protein of 407 amino acids. The transcript is spliced from 5 exons. The record is from RefSeq and is a predicted model, not a curated record.